AAUAAAAUAAUUAUUAAAAACUUUUUUUUACAAAAAAGGUGCUCAAACCUGAGUGUGAGGAUCAGCCUGCAGGGCUGGCUUAGUGGCAUAAAGCUGCCCCCAGAUUGGUGAUGUCAGGAUGUGCUGGCCCCAGGUCUUCCGGGAAUGUUGCAGGACCCCCGAAGCUAGCCAGCCUCGGCACCCGUCUGCCCAGGAUGGAGGCCCUAGGUCCUGGGGGUGACCGCGCUUCCCCGGCCUCGUCCGCCGGCAGCCUGGACCUGCGGCGGCUGUCCACGCGCGCAGACUCGGCCUACAGCUCCUUCUCCGCCGCCUCCAGCGGCCCCGAGCCGCGCACUCCGUCGCCUGGAACCGACCUCCUUCCGUACCUGGACUGGGACUAUGUGCGCGUGGUUUGGGGCGGCCCUGCCCCGGCCCCGCCCGACGCCGUCCAUAGUAGAUCCCCGCGGCCCCAGCCUGUUGCCGCAGCAAGAAGUGGGCCCCGGCCCCCAGAGAUCCAGGGAGCCCCGGGGCCUCUCAGCAGGCAGGCCACCCCGCUCCCGGUGCCAGGAACCGCCGGUCCUGGCAGUCUCGCCAAGCAGCAGCGGAAGUGGUGUUUCUCUGAGCCGGGGGAGCUGGAUCGCGUGGGUCGGGGCAGUGGGCAGAUAGAGGAAUGCUCGGGCGAGGCCUGCUCGAGCUCUGGCCUGGCCAGGCCUGAACCGCCGGAGUUGCAGCAUCCGGCUCUGGCUAAGUUCGAAGGUCACCAGGUCAGAUGGCUGCCCCAGCCCCAGCCCCAAGGCACAGUGGACCUGAGCUCCGGGUCCUCGAAACUCAGUGAUGCCCACAGGCCUGAGAGUCGGGGUCGGAGUGCUUCUGGAGAGGCCUUGGGAGAUACCGGAGGCCCCAUGCCCACUGCGCAGGCUGUUCCUCACGGAGCAGAAACUCCCAGACCACUGUUUCAGACCAAACUUUCCAGGUUCUUGACUCGGAUGGAGGCUGCAACAGUGUGUCCUGCAGAGGUCUUCCAGAGCGGCCCUGCCAACUGGGGACAGAGAGUCUCGGAUACCUGCAUUGCAUCUGGCCGGCUCCCCUCCCUUCCUGAUGAUGAAGUGUUCCUGGAAGAAGACCUGCUGGUCCGGAAGAGACCACCUCUAGACUCCCUUGCCUCCCAGGGGCUCCCAUCCAGGGGCCAUGCCACUGACCAGCAGUAUGGAACUGGUGUGGGCCAAAGGGCUGGCCAGGCUGAAAUCUCCCCAGAGUACCUUCCCCAUGAGUGCCCAAGGACUGCAGGGGCAGGUGACUGCUGGCAGGGAGUGAACAGUUCUGUGGGUGGCUCCAGGCCCACAAACUGUAGCCCCACUGGGAUUGCAAAUGGUGACGUCCCAACUAUUGACCCCACUGGACUGCUGGCCACGGACUCUCCCACAGCUGCAGAGCGCAACCCCCUCAAUCCUCUCCCAGAUGACGCCCUGGGACCUUCAGACAGUGAUGUCCCAAACCCCCCUCAUCACACUGCCCUGUCCUGGUGCUCUGGCCAGCUGGUUUCGGGGUCCACAUGGCCCAGCCAGCGCCUUGAGGAGCUGGUUCAGGAGCUGGCCAGACUGGAUCCUUCUUUGAGUGACACUCUUGCCUCCCACCCCAGUCCAGAGCCAUCCCUGGGCCUGCUGGAUGGCCUGAUUCCUUUAGCUGAGGUCUGGGCUGCCAUGAGACCAGCCUGUGGGGAGGCUGGAGAGGAGGCUGCUGGUACUUCUGAGCCAAGAUGUGGUUUUGUCCCUGGGCCCUAUCAUUUCAGCUCAACCCAGCUCCUGCCAGCUUCUCAGGAGACAAGGCCUGUUUACCCUGCCACUCAGCCUGACCAGCCACAUGGUCAGGUGUUCUCUGCACCAAACAACAGCACCCAGGCCAAAAAAGUGGAGCUAGCCGAGCUUCUGCAAAAGAUGCUGCAGGACCUGCACGCGGAGCAGGAGCGGCUGCGGGGAGUGGCCCAAGCGUGGGCGCGGCGCGGCGCGGCUCUGGAGGCCGCUGUGGGCCAGGCCUGCGCACCCCGGGAGCUGGAGCGGUUUAGCCGAUUCAUGGCAGAUCUGGAGCGCGUGCUUGGCCUCCUGCUGCUGCUGGGCAGUCGCCUGGCCCGCGUGCGCCGCGCGCUGGCUCGGGCGAGCUCAGACGGCGACGCUGACGAACGGGCAUCGCUGAAGCAGCGACUCGGGCUCCUGCAGCGACAGCAGGAGGACGCCAAGGAGCUGAAGGAGCACGUGGCCCGGCGCGAACGGGCCCUGCGCGAAGUGCUUGUUCGGGCGCUGCCCGCUGCGGAGCUGCGCUCCUACCGUGCGCUGCUGGCGGGCAAGGCCGCGGUCCUGGCCCAGCAGCGAAGCCUGGACGAGUGGGUCCGGCUGCUUCAGAACCAACUGGACGCUGUUAGGAGCCAUCUUAGCCAUCGUCCCCUGUCUCCCAGAAGCGCCCGGUACCCAGGGACCUGUCCUCAGGAUAAACCACCCCUUCCUUCUCCCCUUAGGUAGUUUCAGGAGGUGGCCCCUGCCCCUGGCCCAUACAACUGGGAUGAGGUUGGUUUAUCUGGUGCUUUUCUCUUGACGGAGUAGGGACCCUGGCUGGGGCCUCCGCAUAUACUCAUGUGGCCUUACCCAAGUCUAGUGGGUUACUUGGUAAUUAACUAACAGAUUUUGAAAUUUGCGUAUUUCCCCUUAUUGUGAUGAGGGGGGCUCUGUCCGGGUUGCCUGGAGGGAGAGUAGACAGGUCAGGGGAGCACUUCGACUUAAGGUGCAAAGUACCUGCCCCAACUUUUUCAAUAAAAGAUUGUCCAAAGAUA
Messenger RNA from Tupaia belangeri chinensis (Chinese tree shrew), 2800 nucleotides. It is a transcript of the gene SHROOM1, whose product is annotated as shroom family member 1. NCBI's taxonomy places the organism in Eukaryota, Metazoa, Chordata, Mammalia, Scandentia, Tupaiidae. Gene Ontology annotation, molecular function: actin filament binding. Gene Ontology annotation, biological process: cell morphogenesis; actin filament bundle assembly. Gene Ontology annotation, cellular component: adherens junction; apical plasma membrane; cortical actin cytoskeleton. The record is from RefSeq and is a predicted model, not a curated record.